GGGGCAGCUCCACGCCGGCUCCCGGGGGCCGCUUCCUGGUUACGGCGGGCGGAAGUGAGGCUGUCUCCAGGAAGUGACGCAGGGCCCCGGCGAUGGCGGAAGCGGAGGCCAAGAUGAAGCAGUUCGGCGGCGGCGGGGCCGGGCCGGACGCGGAGCGCGGCCGCUUCCCGUACUGCGUGGUGUGGACCCCGAUCCCCGUCCUGACGUGGCUGUUCCCCAUCAUCGGGCACAUGGGCAUCUGCACCUCCAGCGGCGUCAUCCGCGACUUCGCGGGGCCCUACUUCGUCUCGGAAGACAACAUGGCCUUUGGGAAGCCAGUGAAGUACUGGAAGCUGGACCCCAGCAAAGUUUACUGCCCUGGAGCCAACGCCUGGGACACUGCAGUGCACGACGCCUCCGAGGAGUACAAGCACCGCAUGCACAACCUUUGCUGUGACAACUGCCACUCCCACGUGGCUCUGGCCUUAAACCUGAUGAGAUAUGACAACAGCACCUCCUGGAACAUGGUGAAGCUCUGCUUCUGCUCACUGCUCUAUGGGAAGUACGUGAGCCUCGGGGGCUUUGUGAAGACCUGGCUGCCCUUUGUGCUCUUCCUGGGGGUGAUCCUCACCGUGGUCCUGACGCUGCACCUGCGGUGAUGGAGGCUCCGAGCUCCUCACUCCCCGGGAGCCUGGGACUGGUCCAGCCAGCUGGAGACAGAGACUGCCAGACGCUGCCAGAGGAAGGUGGCAACUCCACUCCAUUGCAGCAGCUCAUCCUUGUUUCCUGGCAGUGACUUCUUUUCCUUCUGUUCUGUCCUGUCGGUGGUGUCUCCCUCUGUCAGGGGUAUUGAAGCCUCCUGCCCAUGGGCACUUUCCCACCCUGCAGGCUGGGGGCAGGAGAGCAGAGAGCCUUGGCUGGCAGUGCUGAGGGAGCAGCCACGAGCAAGCCCUGCUCCCGCUCCAGGAGCCUGAGCAGCGGCCGCUGGGGAGGUUCUCUGCUGUCUGCCCUCUCCCGGCAGGCUCCAGCAGAUGCUGCCUCAGGUCUCCGAGCAGGAGUUGUUGUUUCUCUGCCACACGUUUCAAAGUGGAGCUGUGAGCUGCCUCCUGAGGGUGCAGGGUGCCACAGCAGCUGCUGAUGGCCGCCCUGGCAGUGACAGGAAGGUGUUGGUGGCAGGACCCUUGCUGGGGAGCUGUGCCAGGAGCACUCUGCCAUGGGGCACAGCCACCCAUGCCUGCCGCUGAGCCCAGGCAGGAAGGUCCUCAGCUGCUGGGGGCCUGGCUGGGGCAGGCUGCACCUCUCAGGAGCCUGUGGUGGAGCUGGGAGUCUGCUGCUCAGUCCCUUUGAGCUUGUGCCAGAGCAGAUGCAGCUUCCAGGCUUCUGCUCCGAGGCUCUGGCACUGUGGCUGGGCUGCUCAGGAGCCUCCUGCUGCCCUCUGCUCUGCACUGCACUUCUGGCGUGGGGCUGGCAGCAGCUGCCUGCUGCUGGGGUAGGAGGCUUCCUGUGGGACUUUGACAGCAUCCCUGAGGGCAGCACCUGGGACCUGAGCUAAGUGUGGUCAUCAGAGGUUACCAGAAGGGUGAAGGAGCUGCGGGGUGCCUGUGCCAGCUGCGGGGUGCCUGUGCCAGCUGGGCUCUAGCAGCAGCAGGCUGGGGCAGCUGCUUGUCUUUGCAGCUGCUUGCAGGAGGCUGCUCAUGGCCUUGAGGUGCUGGGAAGAGCUCUGCAGGACUGGCUUUGGUGCCCGGAGGGCUGGGCUGGGAGCACUGCUCGGGUUAGGGCAGGGUGGGCACUGGGGGUGGUCGUUCCUGAGUGCCAGGCAGGAAGUGACUGGGCAGGUCCCAGAGGCCUAGGCCUGUGCCUGCUGAGGCUGUGGCCUGUGGCUUGCUGCCUUCUGGGGUUCAGUGGCUUGCACAGAGCUGUGGCUGCAGGGCUGGGGGCAGUGGGCAGAGCCUCUCUGGCAACUUCCCCACUGCCACCGUGGGCCCCCAGCUCUUGGCUCUGCUGCCUGCUGGGUUUCAGCCUGGGGCAGUGCCUGUGGCCAGCACAAAAGCUCUUCCCCACUGCCUGCUGUGCCAGUGGCUUCCUGUGACUGGGAGGCCCAUCCAGUGCCGCCCUCAGAGCUGCCAUCUGCCUCCUCAUCCUCUCCCAUAUCCCAGACUCCUUUAGCAAUAAGGGGUUGGAGACUCCUCCUGAGCCCUUUCAAUUCUGCCUCUCCUUGGUCCCCUCUCAGCAGCCCCUCCCUAGCAUCCAGCUGACUCCUCCUGGGGCAAGUGGAGGAGUGCAGCCCUCAGCAGCCUUCCCUGUCUGCUGGUGCCAAAACACUCAUCAGGGUCUGCCCUGUGCUGCCUCUUCAAGCCUGUGUGGAGGGCAGGCUGGAGGCUGCUGGGGCUGGAGCUGCUUAGGAAGCCAGGCUGGGCUCAGAGAGAAGCUGCUGCUGGCAGGUUGGUGUCUCAGUGAGCUGCUGUCCUCCCCCAGCCAGCCCGGGGCUGCCGUGCCCCAGCUGAACAGCAGGGCUUGGCCCUUCUGCCUCUGCUGCUGCUUUCAGCUGGUUCUCAGAGUGAGCUGCAAGGAUGUGCUGGGAGGCCCUGGCCUGGGGCUGCAGCCAGCCUCUCUCAGGCACCACUCUGCAGACUUCUGGGGCUGUCUCCUCUGCUCAGUGCAACCGUGCCAAAACAGAGACUUGAAGCUGCUGGGGAAGGCUGGGACAGGGGAGGGCUGAGAGCAGGGCUGCUGGGCACAAUACCUCCUCCUGAGGACGUGCUGAGUGCCACUCCCCACCGUGGGGACCCCUCUGAAGUGCUCCUCACGCUUCUUACCCGAUCUGAGCUUCAAAUUCAGACUCGAGCAGCAGGAGGGGCUGGUGGUAAGCUGCAGUACUGUCUACUGGGGCCGGAAUGUGGUGCUGAGCCUGCCAGCUGCCACCCACGGGGGCACAGGAGGGCUCAGAGUGUCCACAGGAGACAGCCAGCAGGAGAGCAGGGCCUGGAGCUGCGCUGCAGAGCUGCCCUAGCCCACAGCAUGGCCCUGCGGGGGCUGGGGCCGCUGGGCUGGAGGCACUUUUGGUCUUCCUGCUGUCCUGCAGCCUCAGCCCAGCCGCGGGGAGCGCAGAGAGCCCCCAGCAGCGCUGGGUUCUGCGGGGAGCUGCCUGCUGCUGUGGGAGGCAGCAGAGGGGCGGGGGGGAGGAAUGUCCUCUCCUCGCAGCUUCCUUUCACCGCCACGUUCUUCCCGGUGCCCACUUCUCUUUGCCAUGUUAACGUUCUCUCCUCCAGCCCCUUGAGGUGCCAGCUCUGGGCUCCCCGCGGAGCGCCGUGGCCGUGGGGGGGUCGAGCCCUGUCUCCCCUCUCCCUUUGUUCUGCGUCUCCGCGGGGCGCUGGACUGCUCUGUAAAUAUUUAACCUCUGCUUCUGUGGUUCCAUCAUCCCGACGGGAGGGGAAAUAAACUCACUGCUGUGGA
Messenger RNA from Pogoniulus pusillus (Red-fronted tinkerbird), 3432 nucleotides. It is a transcript of the gene TMEM222, whose product is annotated as transmembrane protein 222. The transcript is spliced from 6 exons. The record is from RefSeq and is a predicted model, not a curated record. Lineage: Eukaryota; Metazoa; Chordata; Aves; Piciformes; Lybiidae. Bases 93 to 638 code for a protein of 181 amino acids.